GGGGGCGCACUGCUGCUGAGCACCGCCCUGCGACCGCCCUCUGUUUGCCUGCUGGCUGCGAGGUCCGUGAAGACGCCCUUAGCAACAACACACAGCUGCGUCGAAUAAGAUACUCCUACUGCAGGGAGAAAGGAUUAAACACUGAGUACAGGUGAAGCUUUUCUGCGGAGGGGAUGCUGCGGCUGUUUCUGUAGCUAACAUGGGGCACCGGUACAGCUAGCCUAUUUUGGCUAGCAAUUACCGAGGACGAGGCGAAUCAGCCCCAAGCUGUCCCGAAGGAGGACAGAAUCUUGGUACUUCGACGAGUGGUAGCAUCGCUGUUUGCUAACUACGAAAUCAGCUAACCGGGAAUAAGCACGGGAAUGGUGCUCUGGAUCGACCGACAGCGAAAGGCGAGGGGCACACGGGUCAGACCACCAAGCUCUAUUAUUUGGACUCAGACUAUUUUUAACAGAGGGAGCGGCUCUCGGGCGAACGAGUGCUUUUGUGGAUGUGCGAGCUAGCUGGCUGGCUAGUUAGCUGAGUGAAACGACCCCCAUCGCCUGCUCAGGUUUUUCACACUGCAGCCACUGCAAAUGUUAGCCAGGAGGAGUGAGAGUGUUUUAAAUAAAACAAGGAUAAAUUGCAGUGAAAGCCAAGAAGAAAGAAAACCAGCCCCAAGGACAAAAUAACGAGUUAUUGCAGUCGAAACCACAACUCAAGGGUACUGGGACACGGCCGAUCACUGCGAAGUUAUAAAUGCUAUUGGCUAAGUUUGCUACGUGACUUUAAUUUGAACCUUUUGCUUUCCGCCGUUUUUGUUUGAUUUCCCCCCGCUUCGGAUGCUGGCAUCACGUAUUAAUUAUAAACAUGAUGAUAAUAAGCAGAAAGCCAGAGGGCCCAAUAGCAACAGCACGCCAUGGUGAUGGCCUGUAUGACUCAUACAUGAGGACCGAUCGCAUCAUUAAAGACGACACGGAUACAAACACCCCAUCUGGGCUGCCCCCAAUGCCCAAACACACAGUUGUCAGUAACAAGGCUGUAAUGAAGGAUCAGGUAACUGUGCGAGGUGGACAGCUGAAGGUCAAGUACCUGUAUGAAGACUCCACCAACAACCGAAAGGUCAAUGCUAUAACCACAGCAACCACUCAGAACACUGGGACCACUGGUCAGAUGUCCAGUAAAGCUGCACCAGUCUCAAGCCAGUCCAAGGAGCAGCGUGUAGACAGCACUGAAUCCAGUAAGGGCUCCACUGAAUCCUCUGGCACACAGGGAAGUGGGAAUGGAGGGAACAGUGGGAAGCUGUGUGGCCCUCUUACCCCUGACCAGGCUCUGAGACUGUAUCGAUCUCAGUUGACCACCCUGGAGCAGACAGAGGUCCACUCCUUCCCAGACAUCUACUUUGUGGGACCCAAUGCCAAGAAGAGGCCUGCCGUUGCUGGGGGCAACAACAACUGUGGGUAUGACGAUGAGCAGGGCAGUUACAUUCAUGUCCCUCAUGACCACCUGGGUUACCGUUACGAGUUCCUCAAGAUUAUUGGUAAGGGUAGCUUUGGCCAGGUGGCCAAGGUGUAUGACCACAAACUGCAGCAACACCUAGCGCUGAAAAUGGUGCGUAAUGAGAAGCGUUUCCACCGGCAGGCGCAGGAGGAAAUCCGCAUCCUGGAGCACCUGCGCAAGCAGGAUCGUAAUGGCACCAUGAAUGUUGUGCACAUGCUUGAAAACUUCACUUUCCGCAACCACAUCUGCAUCACUUUUGAGCUGCUGAGCAUGAACCUGUAUGAGCUCAUCAAACGCAACAAGUUUCAGGGCUUCAGCUUGCCACUGGUCAGAAAGUUUGCACACUCCAUCCUGCAGUGCCUGGAGGCCCUCAGCAGACACAGAAUCAUCCACUGUGACCUCAAGCCAGAGAACAUCCUACUCAAACAACAGGGACGUAGCGGCAUCAAGGUGAUUGAUUUUGGCUCCAGCUGUUUUGAACACCAGCGAGUGUACACGUACAUCCAGUCUCGUUUCUAUCGAGCUCCAGAGGUGAUUCUUGGUUCACGUUAUGGUCUUCCUAUUGACAUGUGGAGCUUCGGCUGCAUACUGGCAGAGCUGCUGACCGGUUAUCCCCUGUUCCCUGGUGAGGACGAGGGUGACCAGCUGGCCUGUGUCAUGGAGCUGCUGGGUAUUCCUCCACAGAAGGUUCUGGAGCAGGCCAAAAGGGCAAAGAACUUCAUCAACUCCAAGGGCCACCCACGCUAUUGUGGAGCCAAUACCCUGCCCACCGGGGCCACUGUGCUGACGGGGUCUCGCUCCCGCCGUGGCAAGAUGAGAGGCCCUCCAGGUAGUAAGGAAUGGAGUGCUGCUCUCAAGGGCUGUGAGGACCCCACCUUUACUGACUUCAUAAAGAAGUGUUUGGAUUGGGACCCCUCAUCUCGUCUCACCCCUUGUCAGGCCCUCAGGCACCCUUGGCUGUAUCGCAGGUUGCCUAAGCCCAUACCUGGGACAGAGAAGAGCCAAGGGGCAUCAGUGAAACGACUCCCUGAGCACCACAGCACCUCCUUCCCCUCUAUUCUGGGCAAGGGGGGGGCUGGCUUAGGCACCACAGUAGCCAACAACAAACUGAGGAGCAAUAUGAUAGGAGAUUCAGGGGAGGCCAUACCUCUGCGCACGGUCCUACCCAAACUUGUCUCAUAGAGAGAGAGAGUCUUAUCUCCUCUCUUCUUCCACUUCCUCAGGAGGAAGCAGUAUAGGAGAAAGUGGAGUCUAGGUUUUAAAACUCAUUUGGUGAUUGUUUUUGUUUUCUACUGAGAGGUGUCGACACCCCAGUUCCUGGUUUUUAAUAUUUGCUGAACACACAGAAAGACAAUAAAAGAAACGCUAAAAAAAGAUUUUAUACAAAGGACUUUCUUGAGCGGCUGUGGAAUUUGUGUGUACAGCCAUUUGAUACAGCUUGAUUUUUAGAUGCUUUUAAAAAUGUCCUCGUAUGAGUGCACGGCUUCGUACAAUGAGAAAAUGUUUUUAAUCUGCGUGUUCUCAUGUGAGCGUUGUUUUAGAAAAACACACUCGAGCACACCUGCGCUGUCAGUCGCCUCUGCUUCACACUCAACACUCGGAGGACACCACCCUUUCUGGAGAAAUGUUUAUGUCAGUGACAGUUGGAAGGGGCUGCAGAGAUCACUCUUAUCAGGUUAGAGCUGGCAAAGUUACAUUGGCACAGUUACCCCUCAUACAACAGAAAUGCCUUGACACAGGUAACGAGGGAUUAUGAAGUGAAUAAUUAGCAAAGCAUUUUGUAGCAAUAACUUCACUUUCUCACCGUCUCUAAUUGUGCUCUUUUUCUACCUUUGCUGAUCCCUGUGGUUUGCGUGUCAGCUCUGUAACGUGUGUAUGCGCUUUAUCUUGGUGCUGCUGCUUCAGGAAAUGUCAAGAGGGGACAGGACAACCUAUUUACAGCCCCUUCCUCAGACUCUGUCACACACGGUACAUCAUAAGCUGUUUUGUAUGAAACUCCCAUGUAAGGCCAGACUGAUAGAGAAUGAGAUGGAGGGCUGCAGGUCAUUGCACAUACACACCUGUGGAGCGAGUGCCAGGAAUGUUGUCUAUGGACAGUUACAGUUUAUGUGAAUGCCACCUGCCCAUGCCCCAUAACUGCUGUGAGUGUUGGCAUUGCUGCAGUAAUCCUAAUAGAAGAAUAGUCCAAAGGGGAAAAGUUCAUGGAAUGAUAUGAAGGUUUAAUAUGAGCCAAGAUCUUUUGUUUUCCUCUGGGGGAGAUGUAAAGGAGGCUAUAGGAGAGGCCAGUGACAAAGCGUUAAGGUACUGAAGAAAAGUGUUUCUCAGGGAGACAUACUCGAUACAUCCCUUAAUCUUAUAUAAACUGUAUUCCACUUAAAGUCUUCUGUCCCAGCUUUGGCAAAACAUGCAGUUGUGUCCAGUGAGAGUCUGCAUAUCCAAGUGUGUCUGCAAGCUCCACAAUCUGACCUAGAUUUUCU
This is a messenger RNA of Monopterus albus (swamp eel), 3956 nucleotides long. It is a transcript of the gene dyrk3, whose product is annotated as dual specificity tyrosine phosphorylation regulated kinase 3. Gene Ontology annotation, biological process: cytoplasmic stress granule disassembly; positive regulation of cell cycle G2/M phase transition; peptidyl-threonine phosphorylation. NCBI's taxonomy places the organism in Eukaryota, Metazoa, Chordata, Actinopteri, Synbranchiformes, Synbranchidae. The transcript has 6 exons. Gene Ontology annotation, molecular function: ATP binding; protein serine/threonine kinase activity; protein serine/threonine/tyrosine kinase activity. Gene Ontology annotation, cellular component: nucleus; cytoskeleton; cytoplasm. Bases 850 to 2661 code for a protein of 603 amino acids. The record is from RefSeq and is a predicted model, not a curated record.